Messenger RNA from Aspergillus terreus NIH2624, 2010 nucleotides. RefSeq names its product ankyrin repeat domain-containing protein. The record is from RefSeq and is a predicted model, not a curated record. Gene Ontology annotation, molecular function: protein binding. Lineage: Eukaryota; Fungi; Ascomycota; Eurotiomycetes; Eurotiales; Aspergillaceae. The transcript has 2 exons. The coding region runs from base 1 to 2010 and encodes 669 amino acids.
AUGGAACUAUUAACACUCCCCAACGAGAUCCUGUUACACAUCGCCGACCAUUUACCCGACGAGCGGGACCUCAACGCCCUGGCGCGCACCACGAGCGCCCUCCACGCCCUCCUGAACCGCUACCUCUACCGCCUGAACAUCCGGCGGGGAAGCCCCGCCCUGCUGUGGGCUGCCACGCAUGGCCACGAACCCGCGGCCCGCAAACUACUCCAGCUCGGCGCCGCGGUGGAGACCACCAACGACGGCGGGAAAACGCCCCUGGCGCUCGCCGCCGCCGAAGGCCAUGCGCAUCUGGUGCAGUUGCUGCUGGAAGAGGGAGCCGAUCCGGAGGCGCUGGAUGGGGAGGCGCGCACCCCGUUGUUCGCGGCGGUUGCGACCGGCCAAGACCACGUUCUCCGCAUGCUGCUUGCCGAUCGCCGGGUCGAUCCGGAGCGGAAGGACAGGUCGGAUUUGACCCCGCUGAGUGUGGCCGCCAUGAAGGGACAUCGCGCCGUGGUUGACUUGCUUCUUGGGGUGGGUGUUGAUGCGGAGUCCACCAGUGCCGCGCAUAAUGGCCUCGGGCCUCUGGGAUGGGCGGCGUUGUGCGGGAAUAUUGGAGCCGCUGCGUCGCUGUUGAAUCAUACCGGCGUGGAUCCUGAUCGCCCGGAUUCGAAAGGAUCCACGCCGCUGCUGUUGGCGUCGGCGAGCGUAGACCCAGCGAUGGUUAAGCUCCUUCUGGCGAACGGCGGUGUGGACGUGAACGCAAGGAACCAGUUCGGCGACACGCCGUUGCGGAUGGCUGCGAACUUUGGUCGCGCGGAAAUUGCAAAAGUCUUUCUUGACACAAAGGGCGUUGAUUUGAACGCGCGAGAUUAUCGCUUUAGUCGAACGCCGCUGGCGGUGGCCUGUUGGCGCGACAAGGCGGAUGUGGUGCGGCUUUUCGUUGGGACGAAGGGUGUCGAUAUCAAUGCUAGGGAUCAUGAAGGGCUAACGCCGUUUGCACUGGCUUCGAGUCGGGGAGCCGAUAAGACAUUAGCCAUACUGUUGGAAACGGACGGAGUUGAUUUGAAUGCGACUGACGACCAAGGCCGCACAGGAUUUAUGUGGGCUGCGAUGAAUGGCCACCAUACGACAGUGCAAUUGCUGAUCACCAGCAAAGCCGUUGAUCUCAAUGCUAGAUGUCUCAAUGGGUGUUCUGCGUUGUCGUAUGCUGCGAUCGAAGGGCAGAAACAAGUUUUGGACGUGCUGCUCCAGACGGAGGGUAUUGAGCUCAAUCCUCGCGAUGUUCAAGGACAUACGCCGUUGGCACUGGCCGCCCUUUACGGACGUAAAGAGGCCGUGGAAACUCUAAUUGCAACAGAUGGCGUCGAUCUGGAUACCGUGGAUGAAAAGGCCUGUGCCAUGGAGGACAACUGCACCCGAAUUAUGUACAUCAUGAGUUACGAUCACGUUCUAUAUCCCCAAUGCAUGAUAUUUCCUACCAGCCUAGAGCUACCCCUAGGCACAUCACUCAGUAUACUCUGGACUUUGCGGGAAUUUUUCGAAAUAACUCUGCUCAUGUCCCAGAAGCACCCGCGCUUUCUUCCUUCGCACCAAAUGUCUCACGUACUCCAGACUCCGGAACCAGGCAUUGUAGUCGCGCAUGAGAGACCCUUGAGGACGUCCCUCCUCCCAGUUCUCCCUGAUGUGGAACAAAUCCGAAGUCAGCACGAUGGUGCCAGCGUGGAUCAUGUCCAGCUGAAGGGUGAUGCCGCCAGGCGUAUGACCCGGGGUAUGGUGCAGGGUGAUGCCCGCCCAAAUAUCAAAGGUCUCCCUUCGGAACGUCUUCCAGUUGAAGCGGUCCGGCUGGAGGUAGUGCGGCACGUAAAAGUCCCGGUCGAUGCCUGUCGCACAGCCCCAGAAGGCAUGUUUCAGCUCAUCCUCGUGGCACCAAAUCUCGACAUCUACACUGUCAGCCUUCGUCCACGGCCCAAAUCCAAUCUUAUGAUGAACUCACCGGUAUCGAUAAAAUGCUCCAACCCACCCGCAUGA